AUGGGAGCUGAGGAUAUAGCUAAUCUCAUUAAGGAAAUAAAUGAAGUUAAUAACAGAUAAUACAUAUAAUAGUUGAAUUGGCCAGAGAUAGAAAAGCACUUAAUUAAUAGAAUUGAUAGACAAGUAUCUAUUAAAAUAUCAUUCUUUUACAAUUGCAGUUUCUUGGGCCAAUAUUUUAGCGAUAAGUUCUUCUAGUGGGUUUAUGUUGAAUCAAUGAAAAUAUUAGAGUAAUAAAUUAACUAUGACUUUUAUCAAUCUAGAUGGAUAGCACUAAAUAUUACACUCUUAAGUAAAUUAUACAGCUCAAAUAAACUUACUCCAGAACAAAGUCAAUAGUUAAUUGAUUUCGCAAAGGAAUAUGCACUUCUUAUCCCUGAUAAAUAUCAAAAUAUAUCCAGAAGAGAAGUAACUUAAGGAAAUGAUUUCGCAACAAUUACCUUUCAUUUGAAGAAUUUAGGAAUAACUGAUAUGCCAGAAGUUUAUGUUUACCUCGAAAAUUAACUACUUAAUUUUUGUGAUAGUCUUAAUAAAGUAUCAUUGAUGCUACUAAUUUAAUCAUUUGGGAUCGGCUACAUUCAUUCCUAAACUUUAUUCUUCUGGGUCACAGAAAAACUAUAUGCAAAAUCAAAUAGUCUUAGUGAUCUUAAAUUACAUGAACUUGCUAUAUUUAUUUCAUGUCUCUCAAAGUUUUGGGUAUUUUAGGCUUCCUCAAAUUUCCUAGAUUCCAUCAAGGAAAGAGUUAGAGAAUUCAUUGAAGUUGAUUAAAGUAAUUAGAUAGAUUACUAUAUUUUCUAGCUACUAAAGAUUCAUAAUUCAAUUAUUUAGCUACCUGAGCUCAGUGAGGAGAAAGAAAAGUUAGAGUCCCUAUUACUCUAAAUUGUGGAUGAAUCUGUUGGAAUGAAUAGAAGAUGCUACUUAUUGUUUUCCUUAAUAAAUAACAACAAAUAUGAAGUUGCUCAGAAAUAUUUUGACAAAUAUAUAAAAAAUCAACUUGGAUUUGAUCCUGAAAGAGACAAGCAAAUGACAGAGUAAAUGAAGAAACUAGCAAUUUAUGACUUGAGAUUGAUUUAUUACUGCAUUUCCCAUUUCAAUGUGGUUCAUAAAAAUUACACUGAUCUAGAGUACAACACAGCACUACUUGGUGCAAUGAAAGAUUUAAAGCCCAAUUAACAGAUUAUUAAUAUUUCAGAUUUUUCAGCUCGUGCAUCUGAAAUCAUUAAGGCUUUUGUGAAAUAAUAUAAUCUCGAAAUGAUUGAAGAGUUAGAUGUUGGUCUCUAUUUUAUUGAUAUCUAUAUUCCAGAAAAAAAUAUAGCGGUUGAAGUAUAGGGUCUACAGCACUUUUGCUGGAGAUAAAAUAUUUAAAAUGCAAAAUCAAUGGCAAAAUAAAGAUACUUGAAAGCUUUGGGAUUUGAAGUAGUAUACAUUAAUGUACUAGAUAUGGCCUCAACUAGGGAUUAUAAUUUGCUAGACAGUAUGGUAUAAAAUGCUAUCAAGAAUCAUUUAGAAUCUCAAUGA
Messenger RNA from Stylonychia lemnae, 1515 nucleotides. The record is from the annotation of a GenBank genome assembly. Lineage: Eukaryota; Ciliophora; Spirotrichea; Sporadotrichida; Oxytrichidae.